This is a messenger RNA of Macadamia integrifolia, 1063 nucleotides long. Its product is annotated as CEN-like protein 1. The coding region runs from base 64 to 585 and encodes 173 amino acids. NCBI's taxonomy places the organism in Eukaryota, Viridiplantae, Streptophyta, Magnoliopsida, Proteales, Proteaceae. The record is from RefSeq and is a predicted model, not a curated record. The transcript has 4 exons.
UCUCUCUCUCUCUCUCUCUCUCUCUCUCACACACACACACACACAUUAAGGUCGUUUGGUAUCAUGUCAAGGCCAUUGAUGCCAUUAACUGUUGGGAGAGUUGUAGGUGAAGUAGUGGAUACCUUCACACCAAGUGUGAAAAUGAAUGUUACCUAUAACUCCAGCAAGCAAGUCUUUAAUGGCCAUGAGUUUAUGCCUUCUGCCAUUAUUGCAAGGCCUCGAGUUGAGAUAGGAGGGGAGGACAUGAGGACUUUCUACACUCUUAUCAUGACAGACCCAGAUGCUCCAGGCCCUAGUGAUCCAUACUUAAGAGAGCAUCUUCACUGGAUUGUUACAGAUAUUCCUGGUACCACGUACGCUUCCUUUGGGAAGGACAUCAUGGAGUAUGAGAUUCCGAAGCCGAUCAUCGGUAUCCAUAGGUAUGUAUUCAUUCUGUUCAAGCAGAAAGGGAGACGAACUGUUCAAGCACCAGCAACAAGAGAUCGUUUCAGUACAAGAGAGUUUGCUGAAGCCAAUGGUUUAGGUCUUCCAGUUGCUGCAGUUUACUUCAAUGCACAGAGAGAAACAGCUGCAAGAAGAAGAUAAGGAGGAGAUAAGGAGGAGAUCAGGAGAAUGAUAUGAAAUAAAGCAAGAGAGAGAGAGAGAGAGAGAAUAAAGGGCACAAGAGGCUAGGAACGGCGAGUCGGUUUUCAUGUCAUCACAUCAUUGACGGCGAGGAGGAGUGGGGUUAUGUUAUAUUGUGGGGGUUAGCCCCAGUUUGGCUUUGUUUGUUUUGAUUUGGUUUGGUCAUGAGAUACUGUAAACGUAGGAUGGGAUGGGCACUGAACUAAUAUUAGCUAUACCAAGUAGGUUCCUGUUCUCUUCUCUUCUUUUUUUAACUUCUUUAGCUUAAUUUUACUGAUCAGGAUAUGUUAGGGUCCAACUCAAAAAACCUUUGCGUCUUUUCCAAGAUUUGAAUAGACGAGUGGCAGGCCAUAGGUCAUUGUGUUUGUUACUUUGAUGUACUUGGUUUUGGAUCUGCUUUUCAAUUAUUAAUUCAAUGAAGUCAGUUAAAAAUGCUCUA